Molecule: messenger RNA, 600 nt
Organism: Spodoptera exigua (beet armyworm)
Lineage: Eukaryota; Metazoa; Arthropoda; Insecta; Lepidoptera; Noctuidae
Source: the annotation of a GenBank genome assembly
AUGUCCCCGCCUCUCGGGAAGAACGUCAAAAGCAUAACGGUCGCACACACGGAGCGAAAGGAAGACAAGAAACCGCGCGAGGCCAUCGCCCAACAAUUGCCACAGCACAGUGCCCGCCCGACAGAGAGCCCAACUGCAAGAGCAAAUAGAUUAUUCCAGGCCGCAAAGGCCCAGCUGGAGUCGUCGGGGAACUUGAAGUCGACCAUCAAGGAGGGCGUUCUGGACAGUCUGUCAGGACUGUACGGGACAGUCCUCCAGGUGGACGAGCGCCUUCGUUCCCUGGAGCUCCAGCUGGAGCAGUUGCGGUCCGAAAAAGAAAAAGAGCUCAGAAAAUCAGUGGAAGAAAAGGAUAGAGUAAUAGAGGAGCUGGCUCGGGGCAUGCAUAAGGACAUUGGGGUAAAAAUCGGGGAGCUCGUCACCAACACUGAAACAAUCAAGAAAAUGAUAAAUCACGACAUUAUGAACCGGUUUGACGAGUAUCCCCCGGGUAGGGCGCUGUGCGGGAACAUUAAAAAACUAGAGGGCCUAAUGGAAGAAAUGAAGGAAGUAAGGAAGACGAGUGAACGGACUAGUAAAAAGUGGAGGAAAGUGCAAAAGUGA